Eucalyptus grandis is the source of this 1812-nucleotide messenger RNA. Its product is annotated as polyol transporter 5. The record is from RefSeq and is a predicted model, not a curated record. The transcript is spliced from 2 exons. Gene Ontology annotation, molecular function: carbohydrate transmembrane transporter activity. Gene Ontology annotation, cellular component: membrane. Gene Ontology annotation, biological process: transmembrane transport. Bases 99 to 1661 code for a protein of 520 amino acids. Lineage: Eukaryota; Viridiplantae; Streptophyta; Magnoliopsida; Myrtales; Myrtaceae.
UCCUGUGAUCAUGUUCUCCACACGCCCUCUUCUUGAAAACCCGCAGUAUUCCCAGAAACAACCCAAGCUUAACUCUUCGCUCAUUUCAACCGCCACUCAUGCAGGACUCACUCAAACACUUGUAUGAUCCGCUUGUUCCCGAGUCAGACCCUGUUUUUUCUGAAGAGGAUCUCGCAAGCCCAAAGAAAACAGUCCGGCUCCAAGAACGUAGAGUGGCAGUGGAAGGCGGUGGUCGCCGGAAGCCUCGCCUGAACAGAUAUGCUCUGGGCGGUGCCAUCUUGGCCUCCACCAACUCUAUUUUGCUGGGCUAUGAUAUUGGGGUGAUGAGUGGGGCGGUGCUAUUCAUCAGAGAGAGCCUCAUGAUCACACCAAUCCAGAUUGAGAUCUUGGUGGGUUCGCUCAAUGUGGUCUCGCUGAUUGGAUCUCUUGCCUGCGGCUGGACCUCUGAUUGGAUCGGCCGGCGAUACACGAUAGUCCUUGCAGCCUCCAUGUUCCUAAUUGGUGCACUUCUGAUGGGCCUUGCUCCAUCCUUCACGUUCCUAAUGGCUGGGAGGGUGGUCGCGGGGAUUGGUGUCGGGUAUGCCCUCAUGACCGCCCCAGUCUACGCUGCUGAGAUCUCUCCAGCGAUGACCCGGGGAUUCAUGUCUUCGUUGCCUGAAGUCUUUAUCAAUGUGGGGAUUUUACUUGGGUAUGUAUCCAACUAUGCCUUGUCAGGCCUACCAGUUGAUAUAAGUUGGAGGCUCAUGCUCGGGUUAGCAGGAGUGCCGGCGAUCGCAAUCGGGGCAGGAGUGAUGACGAUGCCAGAGUCACCAAGGUGGCUGGUCAUGGAGGGCAGAUUCGAAGAAGCAAAGAGGGUGCUGAUCAAGACGUCAGAAGAUGAAGCAGAAGCUGAAUUGAGGCUCAGUCAGAUGAAGACCAACAUAGUGGUAGAUGGUUCCACUGGCCGUGCUUCGGCCCGAAGGUGGGGGCAGGGUGUUUGGAAGGAGCUCCUCUGGAGGCCUGUGAGGCCUGUCCGCCGGAUUCUCAUAGCGGCCAUCGGACUUAACUUCUUCAUGCAGGCGUCAGGGAACGACGCGGUCGUGUACUUCAGUCCGGAAGUCUUCCAGGAUGCCGGGAUUAGCAAUAAGCAACAGCUAUUAGGGGUCACUAUCAUCAUGGGACUAGCCAAGACAUUCUUUGCCUUUGCUUCGGCUCUUUACUUGGACCAUUUUGGGAGGAGGCCUCUCUUAAUGUUGGGCUCGGUUGGAAUGGCGGUCUCCUUGGCGGGCCUGGGCCUGGGCUCGAAGAUCAUUGAGAGAUCCGGGAGCAAGCCGGCGUGGGCCAUUGCACUGUGCGUGGUGGCUGUCUGCGCGGACGUCUCGUUCUUUUCGAUAGGGCUCGGGCCCAUCACUUGGGUCUACUCGUCUGAGAUAUUCCCAACGAGGCUGCGGGCCCAGGGCACGAGCCUCGCCAUAGCGCUGAACCGGGUGGUGAGCGGUGCAGUGGCGAUGUCGUUUUUGAGCAUUUCGAGGGCGAUAACGUUCGGGGGCAUGUUCUUUGUGUUUGCAGGAAUCAUGGGGUUGGCGACCGUGUUCUUUUAUUUCUUCUUGCCCGAGACCAAAGGCAAGAGCUUGGAAGAGAUUCAGGUCCUUUUUGAGAAUGAAGACACUGCAAGCUCGUAAAAUUGAGAUUGAUCAAGCAUGAUUUUUCAUGUAAGAAGUUCCUUGGGCUUUGUUUUGCAGCUAAAAAUGUCAAUGGAAUUUAAUGCUAGGGGGUUUGCUUUGUAAUAUAUGUACGUAUUAAAUAAGGAAUAUGACAUUACAAACGCCAAAA